Messenger RNA from Penicillium diatomitis, 1152 nucleotides. Its product is annotated as H(+)-transporting V0 sector ATPase subunit d. Gene Ontology annotation, molecular function: proton-transporting ATPase activity, rotational mechanism. NCBI's taxonomy places the organism in Eukaryota, Fungi, Ascomycota, Eurotiomycetes, Eurotiales, Aspergillaceae. The coding region runs from base 1 to 1152 and encodes 383 amino acids. The transcript is spliced from 3 exons. The record is from RefSeq and is a predicted model, not a curated record. Gene Ontology annotation, cellular component: proton-transporting V-type ATPase, V0 domain; fungal-type vacuole membrane; vacuolar proton-transporting V-type ATPase complex. Gene Ontology annotation, biological process: vacuolar acidification; vacuolar transport; proton transmembrane transport.
AUGGAGGGCCUCUUCUUUAAUACAAACGGCGGUUUCGUGGAGGGCGUCGUCCGAGGUUAUCGAAACACCCUCUUGACUGGCCAGAACUACUCCAACCUGGUACAAUGCGAGACGAUUGACGGUAAAUACUCCCUAUCCAGCUCCGACCGCUUGAGCACAACGCUAAAGUUUUCUCCGAUAGAUGUGAAAUUGCAGCUUGGGCCUGCAUAUGGCGAUUUCCUUGCCGCUCUUCCCCCGAACCCCUCUACCUCCGCUCUGGCAGGCAAGAUGACGGACAAGCUGGUCUCCGAAUUCCGUUACCUUGUCGCUCAGUCCGUAGGAUCGACAGCCAAGUUCUUGGAAUACCUCACGUACGGCUACAUGAUUGACAAUAUCGCUCUUCUUAUUACCGGUACCCUGCACGAGCGAGACACACGAGAGCUCCUCGAGCGUUGUCACCCUCUGGGCUGGUUCGAGACCCUGCCCGUUCUUUGCGUUGCAUCCAAUAUCGAGGAACUCUACAACUCCGUGCUGAUUGAGACACCCCUUGCGCCAUACUUCAAAGGCAGUCUCAGUCACCAAGAUCUCGACGAGCUGAAUAUUGAGAUUGUCCGCAACACGCUUUACAAGAACUACCUCGAGGACUUCCACAAUUUUGUACAAACCCACCCAGACUUUUCUGGUCCGACACGAGAGAUCAUGUCUGAGAUCCUACAAUUCGAGGCCGAUCGCCGCGCCAUUAACAUUACCCUCAAUUCUUUCGGCACCGAGCUCUCCAAGCAGGAGCGAAGGAAGCUAUACCCUGAAUUCGGAAAUCUUUAUCCAGAGGGGAGCCUAAUGCUAUCCCGUGCAGACGAUAUUGAGGGUGUCGCUCUGGCUGUUAGCGCUGUAUCUGAUUAUAAGAGCUUCUUCGAUGCCGUAGGGUUGAGCCAAGGUGGUGGAGGCAUGGGCGGCAUGGGCGGAGGACCCGCGGACGGCAAAAGUCUAGAAGACCUCUUCUAUCAGAAAGAGAUGGAGAUGUCAAAAAUGGUCUUCACACGCCAGUUCACUCCGGCGGUGGUCUAUGCUUGGAUGAAGCUGAAGGAGCAGGAAAUUCGCAAUGUAACGUGGAUCUCUGAAUGCAUUGCUCAGAACCAGAAGGAGAGGAUUGGGAACUUCAUCUCCGUGUUCUAG